AUGACUGACUUAUUUCUUUUAAGAAUGGGAAAUAUCGUUGUCGCUGGUCCGAAUGAAGUCUGCGUCGUUUCAGGUGGCUGCGUUGGAAACAAAUCAAAGUACAUCGUCGGCGGCUCGGGAUGGAAAUGGUGGGUGGUCUCCGAAUCGCAACGAAUGUCGUUGGAAGUGAUGACUCUUAACCCCAGAGUGUGCAACUGCGAGACCGCUAAGGGUGUUCCCAUGAACGUAGGCGCCGUCGCCCAGGUUCGCAUUAUGAACGAUGAGAUAAGCUUGAAGAAGGCCUGUGAACAGUUUCUUGGAAAGAACCCCCGUGAAAUUGAAGAAGUCAUCCUCAACACUUUCUCAGGUCAUCUUCGAGGUAUUUGUGGAAGCAUGGAGGUCGAGGGUCUAUUCCAGAACCGAAAGGAAUUUGCUGCCAAUGUCACGAAUCAAGCUUCGACUGAUGUCAACAAGAUGGGUAUUGAAAUUCUCAGCUUCACCAUCAAGGAGCUUAGCGACAACAACGGCUACCUAGAAGCUAUUGGAGUUGAACAAACGGCCAGGCAAAAGGCUGAUGCAGAUAUUGCCCAAGCUGAAGCAGACCGAGAUGCCUUGAUCAAUGAAGAAUUAUCGAAAAAAGAAGCCACCGACAUCAAAUUCAAGAACGAAACACAAAUCGACAACUUCAGGAAAGAAUUUGAGACUAGUUUUGCUGCUUUCCAGACCGAGGUCAACACUGCACAGACUGAAGCCAAGAUGGCGUACGAGCUCCAAGCGAUGAAGCAGCAGCAAGAAAUCAUCAAGGAAGAAAUGGGUGUCGAACUCGUCGAGCGACAACGGGAAAUCGAAGUUGAAGAACUUGAGAUCGUGCGACAGGAGAAGACCCUCACUCAUACUACUCGACUUCCUGCUGAUGCAGAAGCCUUCCGCGUGCGAUGCCAAGCCGAUGCUAAGAAAUCUGUCAUUGUCAAAGAGGCUGCCGGUAACGCCGAAAAGCUCCGACUCGUUGGAAAAGGCGAGGCUGCUGUCAUCGAAGCUAUUGGUAACGCUGAAGCUAACCAGAUGCUCAUGAAGGCCAGUGCUUACCGAGAGUACGGACAGGCCGCUACUACCAGGCUCGUGCUUGAUGCUUUGCCCAAGAUUGCCAAGGCCAUCGCCAUGCCACUCGAAAAGAUUGAAGAUGUCACCAUUGUUGGCUCUGGCGAUAGUCGAGGAUCCGCCCUCACUUCUGAAGCGACCAAGAUGCUCGCUGAACUUCCGGAAACCGUCAAGACUGUGACCGGCUACGAUAUUUCUGGAAUCAUGGGACAAAUUCCUGGAGCUGUUCUCGCCAACAAACUAGUCAACAAGACCUCCAAGAUGGGCAAUGUACACGUAGCGGGCCCAAACGAAGCCAUCGUUAUUUCCGGUGGCUGCGGCGGCAGUGGGAAUAAGCGGUACAUUAAAGGUGGAUGGGGAUGGGCCUGGAUGCUGGUAUCGGAAGCGCAGAAAAUUUCUCUGGAAGUAAUGACCCUCCUCCCGAAAGUCACCAACUGUGAGACAAAGAGAGGCGUACCGAUUACGGUAACUGGAGUCGCCCAAGUGAAAGUCAUGACUGACGAUGAUGUCUAUCUGCAGAUCGCUUGUGAACAGUUCCUUGGGAAGGCUGACUACGAAAUUCAAGAACAACUGCUUGAAACAUUCGAAGGUCAUCUUCGAGCGAUUUGCGGUACGAUGGAUGUGGAAGAGCUUUACCAAGAUCGAGAAUCUUUCGCGGCCAAUGUCCGCGCUGUAGCGGCCACAGAUGUCUCCAAAAUGGGAAUAAAAAUUCUCAGCUUCACGAUCAAAGACCUCAUGGACAACCAAGGCUAUCUCGAUGCCAUUGGCAUGGAGCAAACCGCGAAGGUCAAGGCUGCAGCAGACAUUGCCAUGGCCAAUGCAAAUCGUGACGCUUGCAUCAAGGAGCAAGAGGCAGCGAAGACAUCGGCUGAUGUAUGCCUCAAGAAUGAUACUGAAGUUGACGGUUAUCGCCGAAAUUAUGAAACACAAUUGGCCGAUUUCGCAUGCGAAGUGAACAAGGCGCAGACCGAAUCAAAUCUGGCCUACAGUCUCCAAGCGAUGAAGGAGAAGCAGCGAAUUAUCCAGGAAGACAUGGGUGUUGAUCUUAUCGAGCGACAAAGAGAAAUCGAAGUCGAAGAACUUGAAAUCGAGCGUCAAGAAAAAGAGCUCAUUCAUAAGACUCGACUUCCUGCCGACGCUCAAGCCUUCAAAGUCCAAACUCUUGCAGAAGCGGCGAAAAGCCAGAAAGUCAAGAAAGCAGAAGGCCAGGCCGAAAAGCUCAGAAGAAUCGGUAAAGCUGAAGCGCAAGUUAUCGAAGCGAUCGGUACUGCUGAAGCUAGUAAAAUGUCAAUGAAAGCUGUUGCUUACGAAGAAUACGGCCAUGCUGCGACCACGAAGCUUGUUCUCGAUGCCUUGCCAAAGAUUGCCAAGUCGAUUUCGAUGCCGUUGGAAAAGGUUGACGAUUUGACAAUUAUUGGAAGCAGCAACACAACUGGAUCAAUGAUGACUGCGGAAACAACGAAACUCCUUGCUGAACUACCGAAAACAGUCCAAUCUGUGACUGGAUAUGACAUUACUGGACUCAUUGGAAAAAUCCCCGGCGCAGUACCCGUCGGAAAGUAA
This is a messenger RNA of Oikopleura dioica, 2640 nucleotides long. NCBI's taxonomy places the organism in Eukaryota, Metazoa, Chordata, Appendicularia, Copelata, Oikopleuridae. The record is from the annotation of a GenBank genome assembly.